GUGUGCACAACAGAUGGGUCACCCACAAAAGGUACAAAGCAUCUAGUUCCAGUGACGAUGUAGAAUUCGCAAGUGACACUGAGUUAACUAUGACUGUCUCAAAUGGUGCUUCUUUGGGAAGAGCUUCACCUUCGCCACCUCCACCCCCACUAACACACAUCACAAACGCUACUAGCAGAAAGACACAAGCGUUGUUUCGGGAAGUUGAUAAGGCAACGGCAGGAUUUGUUCAUGGAUUUCUGCAGCCAGACAUCAGUGGAAACACCUCGGAUAUUGUAGAAAUUGUGGAUGACAGUAAACAAGACAACAUUGUUGUGAAAGUUAGGGUGCGGUCGCAAAUGCGGAGAUUUGAGAUGAAACGUAACAAUAGUUUUUACGAGAUAAAGAAACAGAUUGCUGGCUUCGAAGGUGUGCACGAGUCAUGGAUCUUGCUCACACACCAAGACAUCACGAUUCCAACCCAUGCCACCCCAUCUACGUUAAAACUAAGCAUUGCAGAUAUCAUAGAGUGUCUUAUAGCUGAUCCAUGUGAAGAGACCACGUCAAAUGAGGUGGUGGUACCAUUAAACACGAGAGACCAGCUCACAGUCAAAGUGCAGUCGAAUGACAAAAGAGGCACAACAGAGUUUCAAAUUUGCAUGUGGGAGCCAAUCUCGAAACUAAUGUUGGACUAUGCAAAGUCCCGAGGUAUCACGUUGAAGUGGAUGAGAUUUGAAUUUGACGGUGAAGAAAUGUUUGGAUCUGAAACGCCUAAUGACUUGGAGAUGGAAUCUGGAGAUUGUAUUGAUGUCGUACUGAAAAAAUUCCAGUAACGGGGAUAUGAGUAUAAAAUGGGAACCAAGAUAUGACGAUAGUAGAAUGCAUUUAACAGCUAAUUUGUUUAUAACUUGAGUAAACUUUUAUAUCGUAUGAUAGUGGAGCACGUUUUUCCAUGUAUGUGGUACAAGUGCUGUCUAUUUAUCUAUAUAUCUUUACGAAUGCACACUCGAUUGCAUAGCAGAAUAGCUGUAGGAUAACAGUCGAGUUGAAGAAUUUGUUGUUUGUUCAUGUUAUUUUUAGCAGGAACUAAUAUUAACAAUGUGCAUUUUCGUGGUGCAAAUGACAGUUUACUAAUUAUACAAUACUAGAUAUAUAACUACUGAAAAUUCAAACUCAACUGUAAUUUAUACAUUUCAAACACUCCGGUACUCCCUCGUGUGAGUGUAUAUAAAGUCGAGCAUCAAAACCCA
Molecule: messenger RNA, 1229 nt
Organism: Priapulus caudatus
Lineage: Eukaryota; Metazoa; Priapulida; Priapulimorpha; Priapulimorphida; Priapulidae
Product: NFATC2-interacting protein-like
Biological process (GO): positive regulation of transcription by RNA polymerase II; cytokine production
Molecular function (GO): protein binding
Source: RefSeq, a predicted model, not a curated record